ACACCAGUCUCUCCAGCCAUUAACAAUAAUUAAGAGUGUUGAUUAAUUCAACAAAUCAGACAGUAGUCGAUGACAGGUAAACGGCGUCGUUUACUACCAUGACGCCGACGUGUGCCUCUUUUCAAAUAUUUUCCUCCUUAACCGCACUUGAUCUGUUGCAGUUGCUACUCUAAACAAAAAAUAAGAAAGAAAGAACGAAAAAACUUCAUCUCUGAAGCCAUUCUUUCAGCAUUGGAUUCACCUCUCCCACUUUGGAUUAUUGGAUCGAAUUCUUGUACUUAUGAAAUUACCUCAAUACUAUUCGGGGGAAAUCGUUCUUGUAUAGGAAAUUAAUAUCUUGAUCUGCGAUUGGUUUCUAUUAAGAUCCAAAACCCAGAAAUUUGUUUUUUGGGUUUUGUUAGUUAGUUUGAUUUCCACGUAGAGAUGGGUUUUAAUAAGCGAGCAAAAAUAGACUCGCUGAUCUCACUGAGUCGACUCCGAUCGAUUCAAGUGUUCACAGGUUUGCUGUUUCUGUAUUUGAUUUUCGUUAGUUUUGAGAUUCCCAUGGUUUUGAGAGCAGGAUUAGGGUUAGAAUCCCCCGAGGCAGACUCUACUGUACCUCUUAUUUCACAUCCAAUAAUGAAAGCGGAAAAUGAUAAUCAGCUGUCAAGAUCAAAAGAUAAUGAAACAUUGGUUUUUCGGGCGCAGGGGCGGAAAAUGGGUGAGUUUAAGAAUAUUUCGGGUAUGAAUUUCGACGAAAAUGCUUUCAAUAGUGUGAGUAAAGAUGAGUUUUCUGAGCUGCACAAGGUAGCUAGGGAUGCAUUUGCUCUAGGAAAGAAAUGGAUGGAGGAUUUGAAGUCAGGAAAAAUGCAGAGAGAGCUGGAAAAUCGGACGACUCUGAAUAGAACAGAGGAGCCCUGCCCAAGUUCGGUGGUGUUGUCUGGGGACGAUUUGGCGAGGAGAGGGAAAAUAAUGGUGAUACCGUGUGGUUUGUCGCUGGGUUCCCACAUCACACUUGUUGGGACUCCACGGUGGGCCCACAUCGAUAAGGAGUCGAAGGCGGGGCCGAGGAAGGAUGCUGGAGGGAGCAAGGUGGUUUCACAGUUCCUAAUGGAGCUGCAGGGGUUGAGAGCUGUGGAUGGGGAGGCGCCACCUAGGAUACUGCAUUUCAAUCCUAGGUUAAAGGGGGAUUGGAGUGGGCGUCCCGUGAUUGAGCUAAAUACCUGUUAUAGGAUGCAGUGGGGGACUUCUCAGCGCUGUCAAGGGUGGAAGUCGAGGGCUGAUGAGGAAACUGUUGAUGGACAGGCGAAAUGCGAGAAAUGGAUUCGUGAUGAUAGUGGGUCUGAAGAAUCAAAGGCCACAUGGUGGUUAAAAAGGCUGAUUGGGAGGACAAAGAAGGUCACCGUUGAUUGGCCCUUUCCUUUUGCAGAGAACAAGUUGUUUGUACUUACCCUUAUUACUGGUUUGGAAGGGUAUCACAUCAAUGUAGACGGGAGACAUAUUUUAUCCUUCCCAUAUCGUCCCGGUUUCACUCUCGAGGAUGCUACAGGGCUGUUUCUCAAUGGGAAUAUUGACGUUCAUUCUAUAGUCGCUGCUGCUCUGCCUACUUCACACCCAAGUGCUGCCCCCAGGGAGCAUCUGGAUAUGUCUGUUAAGUGGAAAGCCCCGAGUUUGCCCACUCAACCUGUAGAUCUCUUUAUCGGCAUCCUUUCUGCUGGCAAUCAUUUUGCUGAGCGGAUGGCUGUGAGAAAAUCUUGGAUGCAGUAUGAGUUAGUCAAGUCUGCAAAUGGUGUCGCUCGCUUUUUUGUAGCAGUGCAUGGCAGAAAGGAAGUGAAUGUAGAGCUCAUGAAAGAAGCAGAUUAUUUUGGUGAUAUAGUCAUGGUGCCUUACAUGGACAAUUAUGAUCUCGUUGUACUGAAGACUAUUGCAAUUUGCGACUAUGGAGUUCACUCUGUGGCAGCCAAGUAUAUUAUGAAAUGUGAUGAUGAUACAUUCGUAAGGGUAGAUGCUGUUAUGGGGGAAGUGAACAAACAAAGUGAUAGAAGCUUCUACAUUGGAAAUAUCAACUACUAUCACAACCCUCUACGGCAUGGUAAAUGGGCCGUCACUUAUGAGGAAUGGCCGGAGGAGGUGUAUCCACCCUAUGCAAAUGGGCCUGGUUAUAUUCUGUCAUCUGACAUAGCAGAGUAUGUAGCAUCCAAUUUUAAGGACCAUAAACUAAGGUUAUUCAAGAUGGAAGAUGUUAGCAUGGGGAUGUGGGUUGAACAUUUCAACAGCUCGAAGCCGGUUGAGUACGUCCACAGCUUGAAGUUCUGUCAAUUUGGAUGUGUUGAGGGCUAUUAUACUUCGCAUUACCAAUCUCCUAGACAGAUGACCUGCUUAUGGGAAAAGUUGCAACUUCACGGAAUACCCCGAUGCUGCAACAUCCGGUGACCCCUUGUGAUGAUGAUGGACUAUUCACAACAUGGUGACCUGUACAUAACCUGAGUACCUGAGCCUUGGAGUCGUUUACGCUAUUCUUUUCUAGUUCAUUCAUUCCCUGAUCCACCUUGUUUCAGGGCCCCAUUUUUGUAAUUGUUCUCAUGUACAUUAGGAGUAUGUGAAAGUAAUAUUAACUACCCUUGUAGUUGAUAUCAGACAUUGUAACAUUAACACUAGAAUUGUGAUGGACUUACGCUGCCAGUAUGCCUUAUUCCACUUAUACACACGUUCUAUUUUUCCA
This is a messenger RNA of Salvia miltiorrhiza (redroot sage), 2701 nucleotides long. RefSeq names its product hydroxyproline O-galactosyltransferase GALT6-like. Gene Ontology annotation, cellular component: Golgi membrane. Gene Ontology annotation, molecular function: galactosyltransferase activity; carbohydrate binding. The record is from RefSeq and is a predicted model, not a curated record. The coding region runs from base 424 to 2412 and encodes 662 amino acids. NCBI's taxonomy places the organism in Eukaryota, Viridiplantae, Streptophyta, Magnoliopsida, Lamiales, Lamiaceae. The transcript is spliced from 7 exons.